GAGUCUCGCUCCUUCGCCCAGGCUGGAGUGCAGUGGCGCAAUCUCGGCUCACUGCAAGCUCCGCCUCCUGGGUUCAGGCCAUUCUCCUGCCUCAGCCUCCCGAGUAGCUGGGACUACAGGCGUCUGUAACCACGCCCAGCUAAUUUUUUGUAUUUUUAGUAGAGACGGGUUUCACUGUGUUAGCCAGGACGGUCUCGAUCUGACCUCGUGAUCCACCUGCCUCGGCCUCCAAAAGUGCUGGGAUUACAGGCGUGAGCCACUGCGCCCGGCCUACUAUUACUACUACUACUACUACUACUACUACUAUUAUUAUUAUUAUUAUUAUUUAUUGAGACAGAGUCUCACUCUGUUGCCCAGGCUGGAGUGCAGCGGCACAAUCUCGGCUCACUGCAACCUCCGCCUCCCAGGUUCAAGUGAUUCUCUGCCUCAGCCUCUCGAGUAGCUGGGAUUACAGGCACCCGCCACCACGCCUGGCUAAUUUUUGUAUUUUUAGCAGAGAUGGGGUUUCACCAUAUUGGUCAGGCUGGUCUCGAACCUCUGACCUCAGGUGAUUUGUCUGCCUUGGCCUCCUGAGUAGCUAGGAUUACAGGCGCCUGUCACCAUGCUCAGCUAAUUUUUGUAUUUUUCAUAGAGACGGGGUUUCACCAUGUUGGCCAGGCUGGUCUCGAACUCCUGGCCUCAGGUGAUCUGCCCACCUUGGCCUCCCAAAGUGCUGGGAUUACAGGCAUGAGCCACCGUGCCCGGCCACAAAUAAUUUUUAAAGGCCUAGUCAGACUCCUGAGCACGAGCAAGCUGCUCCCAUCACUGUGUCUUCACUUGCUUAUUCACUCCCUCUGCACAAAUCUACGGGUGAGCUCACAAAAAAAGUUUCCUUCAGCUUUAAAAUCUCCAAGGAAUGUUUUUAGCUAUUACCCCACAGCUGCAUUUUCUAUUCCAACCCCCAUAUUCCCUCGAGUUAUGACUUUGUAGCCACACAAGACACUUUGGUUUAACGGAAGCAGAUUGAUCAAGAGAUGAGAUUAUAAAAGGAGGAAGAGACAAGUUUCAGUGAAGACAGUUCUUUUUGUUUUUUGGUUUUUUUUGCAAAGAGACUGAAAAUAAUGUUAAGAGCCCAAAUCAGGAAGAAAUUUAAGAGAUGAGGAAUGAGGUGAGCUUUAUACAGAAGAAUUAAAAAUAUACAAGUCCUUUCUGUGCUGAUAGCACUCACGCAAAUGGUCAACGUUCCUAAAACUCGCUGGACUUUCUCUAAGAAGUGUGGCAAGCAUCAACCCCACAAAGUGACACAGUACAAGAAGGGCAAGGAUUCUCUGUAUGCCCAGGGAAAGCGGCGUUAUGACAGGAAGCAGAGUGGCUAUGGUGGGCAGACUAAGCCGAUUUUCCGGAAAAAGGCUGAAACCACAAAGAAGACUGUGCUAAGGCUUGAGUGCGUUGAGCCCAACUGCAGAUCUAAGAGAAUGCUGGCUAUUAAAAGAUGCAAGCAUUUUGAACUGGGAGGAGAUAAGAAGAGAAAGGGCCAAGUGAUCCAGUUCUAAGUGUCAUCAUC
Messenger RNA from Pan troglodytes (chimpanzee), 1543 nucleotides. Its product is annotated as large ribosomal subunit protein eL42-like. The transcript has a single exon. Gene Ontology annotation, molecular function: structural constituent of ribosome. Lineage: Eukaryota; Metazoa; Chordata; Mammalia; Primates; Hominidae. The record is from RefSeq and is a predicted model, not a curated record. Gene Ontology annotation, cellular component: ribosome. Gene Ontology annotation, biological process: translation. The coding region runs from base 1212 to 1532 and encodes 106 amino acids.